AACACACUUAAACACUUAAAGGACCUUUUGGUCAUAGGCCGAGGCGUUCCAGCGUCAUGUCCCCAUUAUGACUGGUGUGUUUGCACUGGUUUGGGUUCGUAUUGUACUGGUACCCAGUUAGUUCGGUGCAACCGGAGGGUUCUCUUCCACUGAGGGGAACACGUGACUAAAACAUGAGAGGACCUGUCCCGAAGAAACCUACAGCUGUUCUUCAUAGACCUGAAGAAAUGUCCGUCUUCCCACGGGUCUCCCUCCGACCUGAGGUCUACGAACAUCUGAGACACGUCUUCCUGAACCAGGAGCUGCUGGCCGCCGUCGGCCGGGCCGAGGCGGAGCGGCGCUUCCAGGGGCUGCUGCUGGUGCUGUCUCACCCCCCGGGGUUCACCUGCGUCCGGGCCAGCACCCACCUGGCCCCGCUGGAGGAGGUCCGCCGCCGGCUGGCCCAGGAGCUGCAGCAGCGGCAGCAGAGGUCCGGCUCGCCGGCGGCGGUUGCCGUGGAGAUUCUCUUGCAUCCCCGGGUUCCAGAUGUGCUGCUUCUGCCGGUCAUCGGGCCCAGGUCCCUGGUCCCACUGAGGUCAGAGGUCGUUGUGGGGGCCCAGUGUGGCUCCGCCGUGUUGAGGGGCGCAAACGUCUUCGCCCCGGGGAUCGUGGCCACGCCCAAGUUCAUGAAGCCGGGCGACGCGGUGUCGGUGUUCUCCGACGUGGACGGCCGCUGCACCCGGGGGUGCACCAAGCCCUUCCAGGGGAACAAGGUGUUUGUGGGUAAUGGAGUCUCCGAGAUGCACCGCGCCACCAUCUUCGCCCAGGAACCCGCCAAGGGGUUGGGGGUCCGCAUGACGGAGCCGCUCUACCAGAGCCCCUCCUUCGAUGGGGUCCUGCCCGACCUGGUCUUCCUGCAGAACCUCCCCUCGGUGGUGGUGGGUCAUGUGUUGGGCCCGCGCCCUGGGGAGCGCGUCCUGGACAUGUGUGCAGCUCCGGGGGGGAAGACCUGCCACCUGGCCGGGCUCAUGAAGAACCAGGGGGAGGUGCUGGCUCUGGACCGCAUCAAGAACAAGGUGGAGCUGAUCCGUCAGAACGCCGCGGCGCUGCGGCUGACGUGCGUCCGGGCCUUCUGCUUCAACAGCACCCAGGCCGUGACCUCCGACCCCGCCCUGCUGGCCACUGAUGGCCCUCCGUUCCCUCCCUCCUCCUUCGACCGGGUCCUUCUGGACGCCCCCUGCUCUGGUCUGGGCCAGAGACCCAGCAUGACGGUGGGCUGGAGCCUGAAGGAGAUCACCUCCUACAGCCCCCUGCAGCGCAAGCUGCUCCACGCGGCGGUGCAGCUGCUGCGGCCGGGCGGGGUCCUGGUCUACAGCACCUGUACCGUGACUCUGGCGGAGAACGAGGAGCAGGUGGCCUGGGCCCUGGACACCUACCCCUGUCUGAGCCUGGUACCCCAGGAGCCCCACGUCGGGGGCCCGGGGCUGCCAGGCGCCGGUCUGACCCCUGAUCAGCUGAAGCUCCUCCAGAGGUUCAGUCCAGAGCUGAGCAACGUGGCUCCUCCCCUCUCCACUGAGGCCCCUCCUCCCCUCUCCAAUGAGGCUCCUCCCCUCUCCACAGAGGCACCUCCUCCCCUCUCCAAUGAGGCUCCUCCCCUCUCCACAGAGGCCCCUCCCCUCUCCCACCAGGCUGACCGUGACACUAUUGGUUUCUUCAUCGCCAAGUUCCUGAAGAACUGAGCGGUUCUCCUGGACCAGAGAGCUGAGCUGGGUUUUUCUGAAGGUUCUCCUGGACCAGAGAGCUGAUCUGAGUUCUCCUGAACCAGAGAGCUGAUCUGGGUUCUCCUGAACGUUCUCCUGGACCAGAGAGCUGAUCUGGGUUCUCCUGAACAUUCUCCUGGACCAGAGAGCUGAUCUGGGUUCCCCUGAACCAGGGAGCUGAUCUGGGUUCUCCUGAACGUUCUCCUGGACCGGAGAGCUGAUCUGGGUUCUCCUGGACCAGGGAGCUGAGCUGGGUUCUCCUGAACCAGAGAGCAGAUCUGGGUUCUUCUGAACGUUCUCCUGGACCAGAGAGCUGAGCUGGGUUCUCCUGAACCAGAGAGCUGAUCUGGGUUCUCUUGAACGUUCUCCUGGACCAGAGAGCUGAGCUGGGUUCUCCUGGACCAGAGCGCUGAUCUGGAUACAUCUGAACGUUCUCCUGGCUUAAGUUAUAGGGUUUAGUUUUUGGUUUUUGGGUCAGAGUUUCCUAUUAGAGGUUAAGGUUAUAGGGUUAGUUUUUUUUGUACAAUGGUUGGGUUACAGCUAAGGGUAACCUAUAAGGGUUUUGGUUCUAGGAUAAGGGUUUUGGUUCUGAAGUUAGGGUUUCAUAUCUGCUUCCAAGGUAAGGGUUUCUAUGGUUAGGGUAAGGAUAAGGUGGUCUAUUAGGAUUCAUGUUCUAGGGUUUCAGGGUUAAGGUUCUAGGGUUAGAUAUUAGGGUUAGGUUCCUUGCAGGGGUUUUGGACUAGGAAUCAGAGGUUAUACUUGACUUUACAAUUCACACGAUGUAGAAACGUUAUGGUUCACUCGAAACCAGCAGCAGCAGGACUUGAACCCCGGUCUCCGGUGGAUUAACCCACGGUGCGCCCCACUACUCCACGGGGACGGAACAACAGACAACAACUGAGGUUAUCGAUGACCUUACAAUUCAGAUGACAUCUCUCGUUUCAAGAUUACAUCCACACACUGACGGCGAUGUCAAUACUCGACACUGAGCUAGGAGGAGCCGGGGAUCGAACCAGCGACCUUCCGGUCACCAGCCAACCCGCUCUACCUCCUGAGCCCCAUACAUCUGCGUUGAUGGGUUCAGAGGUCAACCUGAGGUUUCCACGGAGACGCCCCUCACCAGGACUUGAACCCAGCGCCAUCUUCGGCAGCGAGGAAGUCCACUCCCUCGCUCACUACAGAGCCAACCCACUAAAGAGGUCAGAGGUCAAAUGCCUCAACAACUGGGGGGGGAAAAAAGAAUGUUUAAAUUUGUAUCUCCCUUUUAUAUAUUUAUUUAUAUAAUACAUGAGUAUUCAGACAAAAACGUAUCAAUGUCCAUUUUAUUUGCUGAUGUUUAGGCCUUCACAACCAUUCUCAGAACCAGAGGAUUUAUGUAUAAUGUUUGAUGCCAACCGCUGUUCUAUUGAAGACACCUAUUAAAGUGUAAUUCCGGCGAAAAUUUAACCCAGGGUAUUUUUCGGAAUGAAAACCCAUAAAAUAAGCCAGACAGCUUUUUUCGUUGAUAAUUGAGUAUGAGCAAGAGCAAUGUCACAGCCCAAAUUACUUCAAUGUUAUUUAUUAGGGACACUGCAAACGCUUCAAAAUCUGCAUUUUUUUUCACAACAAAUAUUGCUCAAAACAGCACAAAACCUCUGCAGUAGCAUGAUUAGGGUCCCUACACAUAAAACGAAGCAUCAACAACUUGGAUAGCGUAUCGGGAGUAUAUUAAAAAAGACUGUUUUCAAAGUCUGUGCCUUACCGAUAGGUCCAUGUUUCCAGGAAAUCCACGCUGAGUCGAUUACCGACUACCGAUUCUUUAGUUUAAUUUGUUGGCGCCUCUAUUAUAUUAUUUACGGUAGCCGGUAAUCAUUCUCUGGCCUCAUCUCUGAGCUCCAACCCCUCCCAUCUGAGAGAGCUGGACCUGAGCUACAAUCACCCAGGAGACUCAGGAGCUACACUGCUCUCUGCUGGACUGGAGGAUCCACGCUGGAGACUGGACUCUCUCAGUGUAGAGAGCACGGUGGAG
Messenger RNA from Gadus chalcogrammus (walleye pollock), 3747 nucleotides. It is a transcript of the gene nsun6, whose product is annotated as NOP2/Sun RNA methyltransferase 6. The transcript has 13 exons. The record is from RefSeq and is a predicted model, not a curated record. Lineage: Eukaryota; Metazoa; Chordata; Actinopteri; Gadiformes; Gadidae. Gene Ontology annotation, biological process: RNA methylation. Bases 174 to 1718 code for a protein of 514 amino acids. Gene Ontology annotation, molecular function: methyltransferase activity; RNA binding.